Anopheles maculipalpis is the source of this 819-nucleotide messenger RNA. RefSeq lists its product as uncharacterized. Bases 10 to 807 code for a protein of 265 amino acids. NCBI's taxonomy places the organism in Eukaryota, Metazoa, Arthropoda, Insecta, Diptera, Culicidae. The transcript has a single exon. The record is from RefSeq and is a predicted model, not a curated record.
AGAUAAAACAUGAGCGAUAAUAUGGCAGCACGGAAUUUAAGCAGCUCGAGUGGUGGUGGUGGAGGCGGAAGCCAUUUGACGCCGGGUGGUACAGCAGGAGGAGGAGGGCUAGCCGGUGGGCUACAGCACGAAGGUAGCACGGAGGACAUCGAACGACAGCUGGAAGCACUGGAUCAGGAAAGUGAUUCCGAUUCGGAAUCGUUGGAGGAGCUGGAAGCAUGCGAAAACAUUGAUGUCGUCAAUCCGGACCAAUCGGCACCCGCACUCGACGUAACGACACGCUACACUAUCUGCCUGUUUUGCAAGAAACCGUUUCAGCUAAAGAAGGAACUCAAAAAACAUCUGUUUGAGCACAUGAAGAACCUGAAACCGAUGAAGGAAAAGAAGAUUGUGGAGAAAAAGUUCAAAUGUCACAAAUGCUUCAAAACGUACACGGAAAAGGCACGGGCCGAGAAGCACAUGACCAAGUGCAAGAAGGUGUCGAAGCUGCUGCUAGAUAUGAGCAAUGCUGGUGACGGCCGGAUAAUGGGUGGCAGCGAGUAUGAUGCUGCCGUUGCGGAAAGGAGUAACAAGAGUAGCAUGAAGAGUGGUGGCAAAUUUCGCGAGCCUACCUCACCACGAUCGCUCGUGUUCGAUCCGGAUGCAGCGGCCGACAGUGACGAGCGUUGGUCGUCGGUCGACGAACGAAGGGAACGCAACCAAGUGGUACACUUUGACGAACGAACAACCAAGGGUGGUGGUCCGGGGAGUUCAGAUGAAUCGCCCACAUCGCCCGGUACCGGUGGACAUUUUCAAAAGUGUUCGUAGAGACCGACAGAC